Molecule: messenger RNA, 15757 nt
Organism: Danio rerio (zebrafish)
Lineage: Eukaryota; Metazoa; Chordata; Actinopteri; Cypriniformes; Danionidae
Source: RefSeq, a predicted model, not a curated record
UCAUUAUUGUGUCGUUGCUCCAAAAGACAAGGCAGAUCACGAGUUGUGCACUCUUAAAGUCAAAUGAGAUCAUCCUCAUCAUCAUCAUCAACACACAGGCGCCGUGUUUCGGUUUUCCCCCCUUGCUUUCUCUCUUACCAGCCGGUUACUCCUUUUUCUCGUUGGUUUUCGGCCAAACGUAAGAUUUUGUGGGAAAGGCUUACAAAUGCUGGCGUGUUAUUCUCGCUGUUGAGAGGCGCAAUGGAUAAGAUAGCGACCCCGCGAUUUGCUUUUUCUCUCCUAAUGAAAGUUAUUAGUUCUGUGACAGUCGAAGGGGAAAGGGUGUGUGUCGGUGUGUCUGUGUGCUAACCACGGGACUCCGAAGGCCAAGUUGAAGUUUAAAGCCAGAAGCCCGACAGUAGAGUUUGCUCAGCAGAAAAUGGCCGCAGGCUCGCCGGCAUGAAUUUGACAUCUACACCGGCAGAGGCGCUCCCUCCCCGGCAGAACUCUUAGAUAGUGCGCGGUAGACACAACCGGGAGUUCGGCAAUGUUUCAGAAAGAGCUUUUUAAACUGCAGGGACAUGUCAUGUUCGAGUAACACUAGCAAACUUGUCUUGUAAAUAAAAAAAAGUAGCAGUGUCGGAAAUGAGCUGUGCUAGACAGAUAAAGCAACCUUUAGCCAAGCAUAUGUUUGAAACUAUGUUGCACUAUUAUACUAGGUUACUUCCAUGUUUUUGGAGCGUUUGCACUGUACCACACGCUUGCAAGUAAUCUGAAGUAGGCUAAAUACGAUGCCGCAUGAAAGAUAUGUCAUAAAUCUUAGUGUGCAUAAUAACAUAGAGUAAUGCUGUCAUGGAACUUUUUUGUAUGGGUAAGAAAUGGCUCGUUUGCCCUUUAAGGGAAGGCAUUCAACAAGAGACUUAAUAACUAUAUUACUCACUACUGUUGCAUGAUAAUUUACGCGUGUUAACACAGACUAAUUACGAUAAUCCUAAAAUGUAUACUCAAAUUUGCUCUCUGGAGGGAUGUUUUAAGUUUAUGUAAACUUUCAGGAAGUAUACGUUUUUCUCUCCCUCUUUAGUUUCCAGGUUAAUAACAGAGUGUUUAAUAAUUUCUUUUUUUAGAGUAAAAAAAAUUAUUGAUUUGUUGAUUUAUUUUAGGCUAAUAGUUUUUAUGCUCAUGUAUAGGCUAUUGUACUGUUCAUAUAUUAAAAAUAAUACACGCAUGAACCUGACCCCAAAAUACGUGACAGUUUCAGAAUAAGUUUAGUAUAAAUUAUGAUAAUUCUGGAUAUGACAGGAUUGGUAAUUAUUGGCGUAAUUCUGUAAUUUUGAGACGUCGGGAGUGUGUGAUAGACAGCUCUCUCCCUGGUCGUCCACAGUGCGCCCAGUGCAUAUUCAACAGAAAUAACAGGUGGUGUUUACACUUUUCGUUUCAAUAGCCUGUCUUGUUUUACACUUUCAUGUAAGUCAGUGGACGCUUAUUUUAAUUUAUUUGAUCUCCUAUCUAAUAAUUUGUGCAAAAGUUAGAUUUAUGAAACUUCAAAAGUACACCUUUGAGUUUUUGAUUUGGCAAGCUAUGCCUUUUCGUUACUAGCUAGGCUAAUAGAUAACUUUUAAGUGAAUAUAUCUGCAGCGAAGUGCCAUGUUAGUCUUGCAGUGACUUAUAAAAAGUUUGUGGCUCUCAAACUAUAAUAAAAAGAAAAAAAGGCUCGUUCAAAGACGCGCGCGCUAAAAUGCAUUGAUUUCAUCCUAUAUAUUAUAGUCAUAAUUACAGUUUUAUGGAUUUAUGUGUCAUGGUGACAUGUAAAUCUAGUUUUUGAAUUGAAAAUGCUCACCCCUGUGUAAAGUAAUAAAGGUAUUGCCUUAUCAGGUAUUUUUUAUGGAAUUUACGCGCGCUGUUUUUUUUAUCCACUCACCUCACAUGAAGCGAUAAGCCUCGAACACUUUGUCAUGAAUGGAUGCAUGCAUGUGCGUUCUCUGUGACGCAAUGUCCGCGCGAGCCUGGCUCUAAUCGCCACUUUAGCAGUGCGUGUUGCAGUGAAAUAGUUUGGAAUACGCGCGCGGGUGAAGCGCGCACAACGUUCCUGCGUCCGAGCUGGAUCAGCGCGAGAGGGAAGAGCGGUGCGUGCGCACUGGCGAACAGGGGAGAAAGUCGAUUGCCACUUUCUUUCGCACCAUAUGAGCUCCAGAAACCGUGGCAAAUAACUUUUUGGGGUUAAUUUCACGGACUUAACGGAUACCCCUGGACAGUGGAAACCACAGUUAGCCUCUCUUGCUCCUUCAAGUACUUUCUUUGGGAUGGGCUAUUUUCAUAACGUCAUUUCAUUCCUCCCUCUUUUUCAUUUUCUCUUUCUUUGAUUCUUUCUCCCACCAUUUCCUAAAUGGAACAGAUUGCAGCACCCCACGCGUUUUCCUGCAUGCAAAGUUUGGUUUCAAGCGUGUACACCGUUUGCGCGUUCGCUUUUGCCGGGCGACCCUUGAUUUAACGGAGUCGAAGUGGAAGUCAGAAGUGACGGCGGUGGAAGUGUUAAUCAUGAUGAGGCUUACCAUGAUUAACUGUGAAAAAUGAUCCACUAACUUGUCGGUGUUUUGCCACAUUUCAAGUCACGCGCUCCCCUUUCAACAUGAUGUAUUCUCCUCUCUGUCUAACUCAGGAUGAAUUCCAUCCGUUCAUCGAGGCGCUGCUGCCGCACGUGCGUGCCUUCGCCUACACCUGGUUCAACCUGCAGGCCCGUAAACGCAAGUAUUUCAAAAAGCAUGAGAAGCGAAUGACCAAGGAUGAGGAACGCGCGGUCAAGGAUGAACUUUUAGGCGAGAAGCCUGAAGUUAAACAGAAGUGGGCGUCACGUCUUCUCGCAAAGCUCCGUAAAGACAUCCGGCCGGAGUGUCGAGAGGACUUUGUGCUGUCCAUCACAGGGAAGAAGCCUCCAUGUUGCGUCCUCUCGAACCCAGACCAGAAGGGCAAAAUGAGGCGCAUUGAUUGUCUGCGGCAGGCGGAUAAAGUUUGGCGUCUGGACCUGGUGAUGGUGAUCCUGUUCAAGGGCAUCCCGCUCGAGAGCACAGACGGGGAGCGACUGGUUAAAGGUGGCCAGUGCUCCAAUCCCAUCCUCUGCGUCCAGCCUCAUCACAUCAGCGUGUCCGUUAAAGAGCUAGACCUCUACCUCGCGUACUUCGUGCAGGAGAGAGAGGCUGAACAGAGCAGUAGUCCUCGCACAGGCAUCGGUUCAGAUCAGGAGGACAGUCGAGCCGCCACUAUGGAUGCUCCGGAGUUUCAAGACAGCUUCGUAACUUCGGGUGUCUUCAGUGUAACAGAACUGGUGCAAGUAUCAAGAACACCGGUGGUGACGGGCACAGGGCCGAACUUCUCUCUCGGAGAGCUGCAGGGGCAUCUCGCCUACGAUCUGAACCCUUCAGGAGUGGGAAUGAGAAGAACCCUUCCCAGCACCUCCUCCAGCGGAAGUAAGAGGCACAAGUCAGGAUCCAUGGAGGACGAUAUAGACACCAGCCCUGGGGGCGAGUACUACACCUCUCCCAACUCACCCGCCAGCAGCUCACGCAACUGGCCAGAGGAGAUGGAAGGAGGAAUCUCCCCUACAGUUAAGAAGACAGAGAUGGAUAGCCCGUCUCCUCAGGAGAGCUCUCCACGCCUCGGCUUCACACAGCACCACAGACCUGUCAUUGCAGUGCACAGCGGUAUCUCCCGGAGUCCACAUCCCUCCUCGUCUCUGCACUUCCCAGGCACCCCCAUUCUCCCCCAAACCGCCUCCACUUACUUCCCUCACACGGCCAUCCGGUACCCGCCGCACCUCAGCUCUCAAGACCCGCUCAAGGACCUGGUCUCUCUGGCCUGUGACCCGUCCAAUCAACAGCCCAGCCCAGUAAGAUCAUCCCACGAAGCUUCCAGACACAACUCAUAUGACUUUCUGCAUUCAUCACACUUACAGAUGAGGCUGAAUGGCAGUGGUCAGGUGAAGGUAUCCAGUCACUACAUCUCCUCUCAGAUGCUGGCCCCCCCACCACCCCCCGGCCUGCCCCGUCUGACGCUGCCCCCAGAGUCCAAAUCCAGCACCACCUCUGCAGACGCAGCCUCCAGCUCACCCACAUCCCCCACAUACUCUGCUCCCGGGACGCCACCUGCCAACCGCCCCUUCGUAGGAAUUGGUUCUCGAGACCCUGGCAGUCUGUAUCAGGCACAGUCCUGGUAUCUGGGGAACUGAUUAUCACCACACACACUCAAAGAGACGAACCCGAGGAGGCACAGACGUGGAUCUGAAAAAUCAUUUUUGUGGAAUUUACAAGAGGAAAAAAAAGUCGUGAACGAGAUGCAAGAGGGAAAAUCUGAUAUAUAUGCAGUAUUUGUAUAUAUACACACGCACACAUAUAUAUACACAAUAUGUGUGUAUAGAUAUAUGUGCACACAUAUUUAUAUAUGCAUAACGACAGUAUAAGAUGCUUCAAUACACUUGUUUUUGAAAAGACUGGAGAAGAAAUGGAGAAGAGCAUGAGAGAAAACGGCCAUAGAAGAGGAGACAGAAGAGGAGGAUGUUUGUUUGUUUUUAUUCUGGGAGGGCAGCCCGAACUAUGGCGUACAUUGACGGACAUGUUGGGAAAAAAAGGCCCAUCCUGACUCCUGGAAUGCCUCUCCUCAACCCCCUCCUUCUGCUACAGGUGCUGCUUCCUCCUAUAUGCAAAAUAAGUAUCCUUUAUUUUCUUAACGAACAGGGAAGAGAAACCUCAAGGAAGGGGUUUUUCCGCUAGCAUUUCGCCACAGGUUUGGAGGUGAGCACGGUCUGUUUUGAUUCUUUUCUUUUUCUUUUUUUGUAAGGCAACACGACUUGGAAAAGGAAAAACGGAAAAGUUUGAUGCUUCCGCUCACACGACAUUUCGGAAAACAAAAACGAAAAGGCUACUUUUCAUCCACUUUUAUUGACAAUCAUGUACCCGCGUCCUUGCUUUGGUUCAGAGGCGAAAUUGCAUUCUCCACCGUUUCUAAAGGAGUCCACUUUUUGGUGGACACCCGUCAUGCUUUUUGUACAUCGGAGGAAUUUUAGUGGUACCUCAGUGACAUUCUACAUCACAGUUAGCGUUUAUACACACACGCGCACACACACACACUUACAAGUAAACGCACCUAUUUCGAGGCAAUGGCUUGUACUGUUAAAGGCUACACGAGGUGUGUGUGUGAGCUGUAAUACAGCCUUCAUAGGACGACCCAGGGAAAAGCGGGGGUGAAUUAGCACCUUCCUCUCUUCGCAAUAUGAAAACCCCUCAUUCCCUGGACUCCCCUGUACAGUAAGUGUGUGUGCACGUGUGCGUGCCCGUGUGUUUGUGCGUGUCAUAAACAUUGGUAGUCCCUUAUUCAUCUCUGUGAAUGCACAGAUUUAGAGGGUUUUUGAUUCAUGUAGAUACGUGGAGUUUUCCACAUAGUGACAAAGGGAGUUGAAAUAUAGUUCUGUCAUUACUUAGACAGUAUUGGGUGUAGAGGAUAGUUUUUUUUUUCUCUCUCUAUCUCUAUUUGUAAUUUGUUGAAAUCCAUUGGAAAUUACAGGCAUUGCACUACUUUGAAUUUAUAAAUUCUUUUUUCCUCUUUUGCAAAUUCCUGUUUGGCCUAAUCAUAUGAAAUGCUGCGAGUCGAUUAUUUUUGUCAUGUUCUGAUCACUCGGUAGAUGAGGAGGGUUGCUUUCUUAGUCGCUGAUCAGAACGAUCUGACAUUUUCUAUGUAAAUGUGUCCACGUUUAUGUCAUUACUUUUAUACAAGUCCCAUAGUUCAAGAAGAAAAACAAACAAAGUUUUUUUUUUUCUCCCACGUUUCUAUUGCGAGAAACUAUGACUGUUUUUAUUUUGAAGCAGAUUAUACACUUUAAUCCGUAGGAAUGUCAAUGAUUUGGAUGUUUGACGUGAGAUAAAAAGGAAGUCAGUCUGUGAUUAUGCUCUGUUCCAGAGUUGACUGGAAGGCGGACGCCUUUGACCAGCACGUCUCCGGCUGGUUGCCUCAGAAAUGGGUUAUUCUGCACUCUGAGAUGUGUUGAUUUGUACUAAUGAAAUAACAUCAGGGCUUAAUCUACAACGCUACCGAACCCAAAUCACGAAGCCAUGAAAAGUGCCUGAGACAUUGCAAAACUUUAAUUUGAAUUUUGAAUUUUUUUUUUGCUUCAUCUACUGUGGUUGGUUGUUGUUGUUGUUUUAUAAGUUCGAGGGGUUGAUUUUAUGCCCAGAGAGAUAAACAGCCUAGCAAUCCCCCAAGCCCCUCUUUCAGCUGCAUGGACGAACGCUUAGCCACUGAAAAAUGCAGACGGCUGAACAAAACACACACACACCACUGCGUUAUAAUCCACCAGAACAUGACGAAAUCAACACAUAUCAGAGCUUUCCUAGGUACCUUCACAAACACAUACGCCAAUUUCCAAAAAUAUAUAUAUUGAUAAUAUCCACACACAACUCUGGUUGCUUCGGCUAAUCUUUUAUAAUGGCUUUGCAUACACAUUCUAUUGAGUUGACCCAGAAUACAUAAGACAUGACUUGUUUUAAUGGUGCUGAUAUGAAAAUUGUAUGGAAAUCUCUAUAUAUGAAUUAUAUAUAUAUAACAAUGCAUGGUGCUUUCAAGAGAAAACUCACAAGAAUUAAGCUCAGACGACCACCAUAUCGCUGACAUGGGCGCAUGGCAGAUAAUCUUAGUAUUAGCUCUGAAGCGAAAUGCUCCUGACUUCUCCUUCAAGACCCCCUCGAGCAAAGAGCCAAUGACACAGAUGAAUUUUACCUUUGUAUUACAUUGGUUUUGACGUUUAUCCCUCUUCUACUUUGCACGAUAUUUUAUAAAACAUAUUAUGUGCCUUGCCUUUAGUUAAGAAUGAUAAUGCAUAAUUUUAAAGGAUUCAUUUUGUUUCUUCUUCUUUUUUUUGAUGUAACCGGUGUCGCAAAGGAUUAAAAAUGCUGCAUGUUUGAUUGCCUGUCAUAAUCAGAUUAAGACUAACAGGUUACCUGAUAGCUGUAGUUUUGGAUGGGUGAGAGAGGCUUUUUUUUAAAUCACCGUAGUCAGCAUGAAAUAUUCCCUGCUUUAUUUUACCGCCGUUUUAUGUUCAUGUAUUGAGAAACAGUAUAAAAAAUUCUGUGAAAGAUGCAGUACCAGCUCUCUCCAUAUCUGACUUUUUAAUUCCCUUUUCAUGUUAAACGUAUUAGUUUUGAUUGUGUUAUCAUGUUUUUAAAUGAGUUUUUACCCAUUAUGGAUGUGAAGAGGAGCGGCCGGAGAUGGAUUCAAAAUUAAAUGGCCGUCCUCUAUAAACUUCGUUUUGGUCAAGUUUAAAUUUCACAACUGAGCACUUAUAGCCCCCACAGUGUGAUUUUUGCCUUUUAUCCAAUGUGUUUCUGAAAAUCUAGGCAUUUCUUAGCCCGAUAGUUCACCCAAAAAUAAAUGUGUUUGCUCUUAUGUUGUUUCAAACUUGCCGAAACAGUCAACCGUCUUGCUUUUGGACCCCUUUGACGUUCAGUGUAAGGUUUCGCAACAACAUGAGUGUGAAUGAAUAAUGGCAAACUGUGAACUGUCACUUUAACCCCUGUAUAACACUGGCUGCAGUAGGACAUGUAGUAACGUGUGACGUAAAUGAUUUUUUACAAUUUACGAUUAUGUUGUUUUACUAAUCAAAUCCCUUGUAUAUGUUCUUACAUUAAUUCUAGAAGAGUAGCUCAAACAUAUUGUGUCCAGUUCUAUGUACAGACACAAGAACAGCAAAACACACUGUACUGCUGACUUGGCGUCUUCUUAGAAAAUGAAUUAAUCCACCAGAAUGCUUCUUCUUUUUCUUCUUCCUCUUUUUAUAAAAGUAGAUGGUAGGAGAUAAUUUAUAAUUGGUAGCGUGUAGUGUCAGGGGAGUUUAUAUUGCGGAGGAGAAUAUAUAGUGUAUUUCUGGAGCUGGGUCAGGAGAGGCCAUGUUGUAGUUUGUGAUGCAGUGUACAGUAUUGUUUCUGCAAUGGAUAUUGCAACGCUGGUAGCUAACGCCAUUUGCUGGUAGCUAUUUGAGAAAGAACAAGAGAUUUUGUUUACAUGACACCCGUGGUAAGAUCUCGAAUGAUUUGCGAGCCCGUCGUCCUCAAUCCUGGCCAAAAGUCGGAGUCCUAAAGCAGAACGGCUCUCCUACACCAUGAUUCAAACUUUUGCAGAAGUGCUAGCAUCAUUCAGCAAGCAAUUUUCCUUGUGUUUAACAGGACAGGCAAUGGAACAGGGGUCUGUUUUGGAGAAUUGGGAUUGUUUCAUGCUAAUUUUAGGGGUUAUUCCUUUUGGGAACAGACUCUCAUGAUCCACUGCCUGUCCUGUGAAGAUUUGCACUGCUCCAUUUUCAUCUUUCUAAAGCUGUCAACCCUCUGGCCAGGAUAGGAUGGUGGGCUCCGUCUAACAGGGGUGGUUUUCGCCAGCGCAGUAGCUCUGUGAUGAGCUCUGUGAGCAUGCCGUCGUCUUCUUCGUUUGCUUUUUUUUGUGUGUGUGUGUGUAUGAUAGAAUUGGCUACAGAUGGCCGAGAGAUGGAAACACUUCAAGAGUGGGUUGUUACCCCGAUUUGUGCUUUUUAAAGUGGCCACAGGUGAUGAUUGAACUUGCUAUGAUGCGAAUAAUGCAUGUUAUUGGAUGAAACAUUAUCUUACUGUUUGAUUGCGAAAUUCUUGACUAAUAAUUUUUAUAGGUGAUUAUCAUUUUUAUGCGUGUCGUUGAAUUGUGUAUAAAUGCUUAACCAUAUAUUCAGUAGAAUAAGAAAAAAAGGUGAAAAUGUACAUAAAAAUCACUUUUUGUAUGAGAAUUUCUUUUUUUUGUAUGUUUGACUUUAGCAGUCAUAAGCUUGUGGUCAAGCCACAAAAAAAAUUUGAAAGCUCCUUCUAAAGGAUCUGCUGUUGAGAAUUUACGUCAGCACCAUUCGCAUACACUUUUCACAGCGUUAUUUUGAUCAUAAAAAACGGUAAAUUCAGCAUCACUUGUCGUCAUUUUAAACGGAGCCAACAGCUUCAUCAAGCUUUGAGAUGUUUAUGCAGAUUCCAUUGCCAUUUUUUUGUUGUUAUUUCCAAGACUUGUUUUAAAACCUCUGCACUUAUUUUUCCCUUUUUUUGUCAUGCUAGUUUCAAGAUCUUUGAACACUUUUUUUUCUGUACUUCUACUUGGAAGGUUGCACUAGAUAAUCUGGUAUUGAAUCUUUGUCUAAUAAUAAUUAAUAGUUCUUUCUAAGGUUUGCUUCUCUGGGAAUAUUUCUCAGCCUUGUUGAUGCAUCGUGAUGAAUAAUGAUGAGAAUGGAAGAAAGAUGAGACGAAGCUGCUUAAAUGCACCCUUUUAUUUACCUGUUGUCAUUUGUGAUAAAUUGACCCUUUAUGAUGUUGAAAUCACGCCAGGUUCCUGUGCACCGCAAACCUUAGAAGUGUGAACUGGAUUGUUGAGAAACAUUUUCGAAAAUAGCCUUUCUUUUUCUGUUAAAAAAAUCUAAACAUCUCUAAAACAAAAUGGAUUUACAUGACAUGGUAGGAGACUUGAUCUUGUGAAGUUUCACAAACUAAUGCUGCAGUCACACUAGAGUUUGAACUUGUGAAAUUCUGUCGUAUGGCGCUACGAAAAAGGGGUGGGAUUAAACAGGAUGAUUAGACAUUUAAAAAGCGAGCCAUUGGUCCAUGUUUUAAAUUUCUGUCCAGAGAGGUCAUGUUUUGAUCUUCGAUUAGUCUCAUGCAAUCAUGUGAUCCAAUUUCGCAGGUUAGAGUUCACCAAGCUUGAACUUUCAACGCAGCGAACUGUGAAACCUAUAGCAGGAGCUUGCGUUUCCAGACACAUUGGCAUGCGUAUGAAUGGAAGUCUACGGGGAGAAAAGUGCAGUGUGACCCACAGCUUAAUUUCGAGAGGAGCAUGUGAUAUGAUAGAUUGCGGCUGGUCUCCCAUCUGUAAUCAUUAGUAAGCCAAUCAGAUUAAUCUAACUCACUAUAAAUAGCCUGUCUUAAAAUUACCUUCUUUUCUUAAUAGAAAUUACGUUUAAUAAGAGUACCCCCAUCCACCCCAUCUCCCCCUUUUCCUCCUUCCCCAGGGGGAGCUCUCGAGAACUACCUGAUCUUGUACCCCCUUACAUGCUUAUCGACCAGGCGGGAGCCCUGGCUCAAUUAUCUCCGAGCUCAAGGUUCUCUCCCGGGACAGCAUGCCAAACCUGCUAAUAUUGUCAAGCAAUAUCUAAGUGCUUGUGAACUCGUGAAAUUAGGUUUAUUUGUCGUUCCCAAUGGCACAGUUUUUUAGCUAAUUUUAGUGAUUGUGUUCGCCAAUGGGAUGAAAAGAAUAAACUUCAAGAUAUAUAGAUUUAAAACAUAUUUAAAAGUUGUAAAUGAUGUUAAGCGUAUGAAAUACAAAAUACUAUUUAGUUUUUACUGGUCCACGAUGUCAUGUUUAUCUAAAUUUGUUUGUUAUUUGUUAAGAUAACCAGCAAUUUAUGAGUGGAAAUUGUUUCCACACCAUUUUCUUCAGUUUACUGUUCAAAGGUUUGGGGGCAGUAAGAUUAUUUUUUCCUCUUUUUGAAAAUUAAUACUUUUUAAAUUAAAGAGACAUAAAAGUAUUAAUAGUCAUAUUAAAUACAUUUCUAGUAGCAUUUUGAUCAGACAGAUUUUUUCAUUUCUACAAUCUUACCUCAAAUCAAUCAACCCCAAACUUUUGAAUGCUUGUUUACAAUAUAUGUUGUAUAAUGUAUUUAAAAUAAAUUAGGGGUGUUUAAUUCUUUUUACCUGAAAAAGUUUUUUUUUUUUUUUGCCAUAUAGUUACUUUGGCCGCCUGUAGACAAUCAGUGGCAUGGCUAAUAGAUUUAUGGUGUGUGCGUGCGCGCAUGUGUGAGUGUGUAUGUGUGUGUUUGUGUGUACAGACUAACAGAUCUAGCAGGACUUUAGACCUCACUCUUCUGAGUGCCUUCCUAGAUUCAGCCUGGAGCUGUUGAAUGUGGGUUAACGCUGUGUGUUCUUCUCGUUUUCUACCAUCAGCCCACUCAUGCCUGUAUUUACCAGAAUCGGCAGAAUGUGCAUCACUAAAAAGAUUGUUUAACUCUGAGGUCCAGGCACUUUAAUUAGUCAUUGACACAUGUAAUUAUGCUGAAUAGAAUGUAGAUUUCCUUGUUCACCCACUGACAUAAACAGGAUGUGAGGAGAUUCUACUCAGGCACUCAUAAAGAAUUGACCUAUCGGUAAGCUGUGCCCCACAGAUACUUAUUGCUAACUCAGACAAACAAAAUGCAAUUGCUAAAUGUCUUACAGAAUCUAGUCCCAAUAUGUUUUUGAUACAUUCUGAGGAGCUUUAAACAUUAUGAGGAGCAUAUGCCAUGUAGAGAUAUGUAAAAUAUUUUAGUUAUCGUCACUACCGCAGAUGACAUCCAGGAUCAGCAGUGUUCAUGUACUGCAGGGGAAGCUUAAAUAAAAUGAUAUCAACAUUAACAAGAUUACAUUUAACUAGGUUAAUAUGAAGAAGCGCUGAUAUACAUGCGCUGCUUAUUAGGGAUGCAACAAAAUAAAAAUUCUGGGCUGAAAAUGGAAACAGAAGCUUAAAAUGCUUUGUAAUAUGUAUUUAUUGUUUGAUUAAGUAUUAUAAAGUAUUUUGUAAGCUGGUGACACAGUUUCUCAGUGGUUAGCACAGUCACCUCACAGCAAAAAGAUCGCUGGUUCGAGGCCUGGCUGGCUCAGUUGGCAUUUUUUCAGGGUGCUCCGGUUUCCCCCAAAGUCAAAAGACAUGCGCUAUAGGUGAGUUGAAUAAACUAAAUUGGCCAUUGUGUGUGUGUGUAAAUGAGUGUGUGUGGAUGUUUCCAACCACUGGGUUGCAGCUGGAAGGGCAUCCGGUGUGUAAAACAUAUGCUGGAUAAGUUGGCAGUUUAUUGCGCUGUGGCGACCUCUGAUUAAUAAAGAGACUAAGCCGAAGAUUAAUGAGUGAAUUUUGAAAGCCCUUUUAAAUAUAGUCUAUUACCUUAAAUUACAAAAAUAAAAAAACACAAGACAAUAAAAUUACAUUAUAUUAAUAGUAAAAUUUUAUUGACAGCGAAUGAGUCGAGAGGUGUAAUUUUGACAGCACAGCAGCGCAACAGGAGCAAGCAUACCAUAUAACUCCUAAUAGAUAUUGACAUAGUCCUAUUGCCAUGUUAUUUGAGUGAACUUUGCUUUGAACUUCCAGUGAGCAUGUACGGCUAAUGCCUAAAUAAGUAUACGUGUACAAGAACAAAAUAUCCACACAACAGAAAAUUAAGCUUUUUGGAAUUUUGACCUCAGAGCAUAUAUAAAGCUAAUCAAAAUUGAUCAGCGCAGUGAUAAACCAGACUCGCCAGUGAAAUGAAUGGGUUUCAUACUAUGGUUUUAUUGCACAGAGCUUUCUGCAUCUGGUGUGAAAGCUGCUUCACACUGCACAGUGACUUUGGAUGAAGGGAGAGUGAAGCCAGAGCACUAAACUUUUUUAUGACAAAAAAACAAAAAUUCCAUUUUAAGCUAAUAAUCAUUAAUAAUUAUUAAUUAUUGUCAAAAAAAUGGUGCAUCCCUACUACUUAACUAACUUACCCAAGGCAGAGGCUGUGUUACUAUAUAGUGAUUUCUGCAACUUACUUUAGAAUGAAUGUAUACAUCCUUUUCGAUCUUCUGGACAUUAAAUUGUCUUGUUUAGUGGUUAGGAAUUGUUUUAGAUUAGUUCUACGGCUCAUCCUCUCAGGAUACCUGGAAUCAGUUUUACAAGCACCCCAGGCUCAUCAUUUCACUACUUUUGUAUCACAAACCCCAUCAAACAUCAAGUAUCAGAUCUUCCCAUGUUUACCUGUGGCGCUGAAACCUAAAUAUGUCUGAGUUCUCAAUCGCCAUUGGCUGAUCUGCAUUUAAGAGGAGGGGCUUACUGAUAGGUCGAUCAGACAUGAAAAAGUACCUUUCCUUGUGUGGUUUGUAAUACAAACCUCACAAUGCUGUGAACUUUGCAUAGUCGAAAGCAGAUAGAAAGGUGAGCAUGCGGUCAGAUCUUUGUUUUGUCUUUUGUUAGUAAGGGCUGGACAAACUCUUCAGGGCUGAAUGCAGUUUCUACACUUGAUCCUUACUUUUUCAGUGUCAUUCUGGCUGGUUUGGAACCCACAUUGACAGCUCAGUCAAACUGCUCAGCUGUAAUAAACUAAAGGUUUUGAGGGAUCUGGCGAUUGUAAAAAUCUGAAUACCAUCUAUGCAACAAAUCCUGAUGUUUUGCUAAUAUUAAGGAGUUCAUCAGUGUGUGUAAAGCUUAAUCUAGGCUUGAUUUAGCAUUAUAGUAUACAGUGACUAGUUAUGAAGGAAUAACGACUGCGUUUACUUCUGGUCAGAGUUAGCUAAUGGGGUGUUUACAAAAUGUUCACUACAUUCAUCAAUCAUUUUUUGUCCUCUUGCCAGAAGAGAUCGAUAGACAGCACUGCGAAUGAUUUCAUCUGUCUACAUUCUCAAAAAAUGUAUGCAUAUUAUGCUAUAAACUUUAUAAAAGACUAUUUCUGUAGUGGCAACACAGUGGCUCAGUGGUUAGCACUGUCACCUCACAGCAAGAAGGUUGCUGGUUCAAGUCAUGACUGGGUCAGUUGGCAUUUCUGUGUGGAGUAAUGCAUGUUCUCCUCCAGGUGCUCCGCUUUCCCCCAUAGCCCUAAGACAUGCUCUAUAGGUGAAUUGGAUGGAAUUAAAAAUUGCCCGUAGUGUACGGAGAGUGUGGGGUGUUUCCCAGUACUGGGUUGCAGCUGGAAGGACAUCCGCUGUGCAAAACAUAUGCUGGAUAAGUUGGCGUUGGUUCAUUCCACUGUGGCGACCCUUGAUGAAUAAAGAGACUAAGCAGAAGUAAAAUAAACGAAUGAAUGUUUCUGUAGCUACAACCAACUACUUUAAUUCAACUGUCAUUUGCAAUGCUUCAUGGGAUAGUAGUUCUUUUGCUAAACCAGUGGUGUCCAAACUCGGUCCUGGAGGGCCGGUGUCCUGCAUAUUUUAGUUCCAACUCCAAUUAAACACACCAGAACUAGCUAAUACUAGAAACCUCUAGACAGGUGUGUUGAAGGAAGUUGGAGCUAAACUAUACAGGACAGCAGCCCUCCAGGACUAAGUUUGGACACCCCUGCCCUAAACUCUCUUGUACUUCUGUCUUUUUGCUUCAAAUUAAAUUAGAAUUAAUUCCAGCUGAAUAGUUUGUUUAUAGGCUAAAAACACUUUCAUGAAGACUUUUUAAAAGCCCCUUUGUGGAAAAACGAUUGUGAAAAAUACAUCCAGUACCCAGCUGAAAAAGUAUACAAGUACGAUUGCACUCCAUGACAGUAAUUCUGACACAAAGUGAACGCAGCAUUCACACACUGGUCUUUGCGCAUUGGUCUUUGCCCAGGUCUGAAAGCGAAUCCUCCUUAGAGCGCAUUUGUGUGCAGGUGAGGUCACUGAUUAUUUUGGCAUUCCCCCGUUGAAAAGUGUAAUUCAAACUUUGCAGCAUUGUUUGAGAUUGAGCUUUGGGGAUGAUGGAGGGUUUCCACCAGAGUUCGAUGACUGUAGAGUUAAUGGCGGCACAGACAGUGUUUGUGGGAUACAGUACAGUUCAAUAUGAAUGGAGACCCAUCCUUAACAUUUGUAGAAUGGCUAGUUGUUUCGACGCUCCCUUAGCAAACCAGCAGUGCAAAUCAAAGUUAUAAACAGUGAAAUAAUAUUAAUAUUCAUUUUAAAAUGGGGUAAAUACACAAAUUUAACAUGCAGUGCCUGUACAGCUUUGGUUUCUUUUCUUCAACCUUGUGUAAUCCGUGUUUUUACUCUACUCUGCAGUGGUGGAAACAGCUUUUGUUAUUCAGAUGUUUUUUGUAUGUAAUCUUGGAUCCAAGUGGACAGAUUUGACAAAGCCUUUCACUAUCACGUUAUUAACUAACGUUUAAGGUUGUUAUGAUGCUGUGAGGCUUUUCUAAACCUGGCCCUAAGAUCGAAUUACCUGAAGAAUACCUGUUAGUCAGAAAAGCCAUUCAUAGGCUUUUGCGAUUUAUGCAAUAUUUUGAUAAGUCUUUCACAAAUGAAUUGCCAAAAACACCCUGACACACCGCCUGCUCCCGAAUGUUUGACACCCCCGAAAUUCACGCAUCAAUCUUUCAGGGUGCCCUCUUCCCAAUUUUUGUUUCAUUUCUAUAAAUAUCUCUACCGUUGUUGUUUCUUUUGUUUUUAAGCAUGCUGUUUUCUCGAUGCUUCGAGUUGAAAGGACGAAGGUUGAAAUGUUUUUCAGAGAGCAUUCUGAUGCAGUGUUAAAAUUUCAAGGUUUUUCGUUGGUUUUUUUCCUUCCUCUUUUUUAAUCACAUUAUUCUUUACAAAUAUUACCAUAGUAGUUACUCAUUAAACGCUUGCUUGCUGCACAGAUAAACACACUUCACACCAGGAAGGGGCAUGUGGACAUUUAGUUCAGACACAUUCACAACUGACACGGUGACAUGCAUCCGUCUUCUUUUGGACAACGCAUCAGAUUUUCGUUAUUUGUCUCUGUUUCUCGCUAAAUUGUAACCUAUCAGCAAAAGUCGGUAUGUACGUUUUUUGAAACAGAUGAGAAAAGACUUUGUUUUUCUCAUGCACAACAAACUAAAUUUGCCAUGUGUUUUUGAACUGGUGUGAGGGGGAAAUUACAGCUUUAACAAUAUUUCAUUAUAACAUUGUAUUCAGCCAUCGCUGUUCGCAAAAAAAAAAAAAAAAAAAAAAGAAAAUCGCUCAUGAAUACAGUACUGGAAGUGAGUAUGUUUCCCUAUGCAAAAAAAAUAAAUAAAAUGAAAAUGAAAUAAAAAAAUAAACAAAGCUAUGCUACAACUCUGAAAUGA